Girardinichthys multiradiatus is the source of this 3145-nucleotide messenger RNA. RefSeq names its product protein kinase N3 (gene pkn3). The transcript is spliced from 22 exons. Gene Ontology annotation, molecular function: small GTPase binding; protein serine/threonine kinase activity; ATP binding. Lineage: Eukaryota; Metazoa; Chordata; Actinopteri; Cyprinodontiformes; Goodeidae. The record is from RefSeq and is a predicted model, not a curated record. Gene Ontology annotation, biological process: protein phosphorylation; signal transduction. The coding region runs from base 130 to 2904 and encodes 924 amino acids.
CUGUGACGUCAGGGCGGAUUCAAAGGUUCAACCAGAUUUGUUUCCAUCGGUUGUUCAGGAAGAAGCAGCGGCCUUCAGCUCACCUGAGCAGGUAGAUUUGUCUGAGCUUCUUCAGCACAACUGACGGCCAUGUCAGCCCCAGCACCUCAGGGUGGGAAGCUGCAGCAGUUGGAUAUUCUCGACCCACAGUUCCAGCAGCAGCUGGAGAAUGCUCGGGCGCAGGUCAGACAGGAGAUCCAGCUUGAGCUGAAGAUCAAGGAGGCGGCAGAGAGGAUGAGACGGGCCCACUCUAGCCGGAGGGGCGCCGCCGACGUGGAGGGGGAGGUGAAGGCGUCCAACAGGAAACUGGAGCAGUUACACUGGCAGCUUCAGGAGCUCAAUGCCAUGUCCAUGGCUACGGAGAAGGAUGACCACACAGCGGCUGUCCCACAGGAGGAAGAGAAACAGUCGUCAGAGUCGUGUCAGUGGGAGGAAGUGACAUCACCCCUGGCCAGCCGGGUCAGAACUCUGAAGAAACAGCUGACGAUGGAGACCAAAGUAAAACAGGGUGCUGAGAACAUGAUUCUGACCUACAGCAGCAGCUCCUUUAAGGACAGGAAGAUGCUCGCCACGGCCCAGCAGAUGUUACAGGACAGUCGGACAAAGAUCGAGCUGCUGAGGAUGCAGAUCAUUAAAGUCAGUCAGGCCAGAGACGGAGGCGGUUCGCUCGGUCCCAAAGAGGAGAUCAUCAGUCCUCUGGAGCUGCGUGUUGCUGAGCUCAUGCACCGCAUGAAGAUCGAGUCAGCUGUAGCCGAAGGAGCCAGGAACGUGGUGAAGCAGCUGAGCGAUCGGAAGAACCAGGAACGCCGAGUACUGACCGAGGCUCAUGCUCGGAUGCAGGAGUCAUCUCAGAAGGCAGAUCUCCUGCGUCUGUCCUUGGAGAGAUGUCUGAGCGAGCUUCCUCAGGAUCAUCCCACGCGUGCUUCCAUCAAAGAGACUCUGGUUUCAGGAAUCUCACCAUCCUACGGGACGCCGAAGAAACAAUCAGGGACUCCGUCGUCUUCUUCCUCCUUCUCGUCCUCCUUCUUCAGACCGGCCAGUCUAACAGGUUGGUUGGAGGUUUGUCUGAUGGGGUGUCAGGACCUGCUGGACUCCGUUCCAGGACGCAGCGUCUCCGCCUUCUCCGGAAACUACGCUGAUGGAAAGUCGAUGAAGGUGAAAAGUUCAGGACGGAGCGCCAACGGGAAGACGGGCAAGCCGGAUGAUCUGUCCUCUGAGGUCAGCGCCGUUCUGAAGGUGGACAACAGGAUCGUGGGUCGGACUCACUGGAAGCCUCUGGGAAAAGAGGCCUGGGGUCAGAGCUUCAGCACCGAGUUGGAGCGGUCCAGGGAGCUGGAAAUUGCCGUUUACUGGAGAGACUGGCGGGCUUUGAGCGGGGUGAAGUUCCUGCGGCUCGAGGACUUCCUGGACAACCAGAGACAUGGACUGUGUUUGGAGUUGGAGCCUCAAGGAAUCCUCUUCAUCGAGGUAACAUUCAUCAAUCCCGUUAUUGAGCGUCCGUCUAAACUCCAGAGGCAGAGGAGGAUUUUCCCAAAGGAAAAAGGGAAGAACUUCCUUCGUGCAGCUCAGAUGAACAUGAACUUUGCUACGUGGGGCCGUCUGAUGAUGAGCUUCCUGCCUCCCUGCAACUCCCUGGAUCCGAUGAGUCCUCCGCUUCCGGCUUCGAACUCGGCCUCCACAUCUUCCAGCAGUUCUCCGGCACGAGAACCUGUAGCAUCCAGGCUGAACUUUUCUGAGGAACCAGUCGGCAGAUCUCCACGUCCCUCAAUGAAAGAGUUGAAAGAUGCCCCACAGUCUCCUAAUUGGAAAAGCAGCCUGAAACCCAGAAGACAACCAUCAGCUCGUCCUCAUCCACAGAAUGAGGAGCUGAAGAUGGAGGACUUCCAGUGCAUAUCCGUACUCGGAAGAGGUCACUUUGGGAAGGUUCUGCUGGCUGAGUAUAAGAAGUCUGGGAAAAUGUACGCCAUCAAAGCGCUGAAGAAAGGUGACGUCGUAACACGGGAUGAAGUCGACAGCCUCAUGUGUGAAAAACGGAUAUUUGAAGUGAUAAACUCGGGUCGUCAUCCGUUCCUGGUAAACCUGCAUGGCUGCUUCCAGACUGCAGAUCAUGUGUGCUUCGUGAUGGCCUACUCUGCAGGAGGAGACCUCAUGAAGCACAUCCACACCAGCAUCUUCUCUGCAAAACAAACCCUAUUUUACUCUUCAUGUGUUCUGCUUGGUCUGGAGUUCCUCCAUCAGAACAAAAUUGUUUACAGGGAUCUGAAACUGGACAACCUGUUAAUGGAUGCUGAUGGAUACGUCAGGAUUGCAGAUUUUGGUUUGUGCAAAGAAGGAAUGGGCCAUGGGGACCGGACCAGCACCUUUUGUGGCACUCCGGAGUUUCUGGCUCCGGAGGUUCUGACAGACAACAGCUACACCCGCAGUGUGGACUGGUGGGAACUGGGAGUCCUCAUCUAUGAGAUGCUGCUGGGGGAGUCUCCCUUCCCAGGUGAUGAUGAGGAGGAAGUGUUUGACAGCAUUGUUAAUGAAGAGGUGCGGUACCCUCGCUCCCUCUCCCCACAGUCAGCAUCUCUCAUUCAGAAGCUGCUGCAGAAAAAUCCAGAUCUAAGACUGGGAUCAGGAGAGGAGGACGCCUCCGAGAUCAAACGACACAAAUUCUUUCAGGGAAUGGACUGGGACGCCCUCCUGGCAAAGAAACUAAAGCCCCCCUUCGUGCCAUCGAUCACUGCUACGCAGGACGUCAGUAACUUUGAUGAAGAGUUCACUCGUCUGAAACCGGUUCUGACGCUGCCUCGGACCCCGUGCGUCGUCACGGCUGAGCAGCAGGAAAUCUUUAACGACUUUGACUUCUCCCUUAUCAGCUGACCAGUUGGACUGGUCCCAGCGGGUCUGCUGACAGUUUUAAGCGUGUUUGUCGUGGAUGAAUGCAGAACUUUCAGUCUAAACUGUAAAUAUCUCUGAAGGCCAAAAACACUGAAUGUCUCUUUCUAUGGGAUUAUUUUAAAUUAUUCUGCAGAAAUGUGGAUGUGAUGAAGAUGAUGAUGAUGUGUGAAACCAACCAGCCUGUGUUUAAAGGGACAAACCAUGAAUAAAAGCUGGACUCCAA